AAGGCAAGGAAAAAGACAAAAGCAAAUUGCGUCUCACAGGAGAACGAAAAUAAAAGAAUCUGUUCGAAAAUGUCGGAGAUUAAGGCGUUGGAGCACGCCACGCUCAAGGUGCCAUACGAGAUGCUGAACAAGCGCUUCCGCUCCGCGCAGAAAAUCAUUGACCGUGAGGUGGACCAGGUGACCAACGUAUCGCGUCAAGUGGAGAAGGCCUUAGAGUGCGAGGGUCCCAUCCUGUCGGACGUGACCAAGCUGAUGGGCAAUGUGGCCCAGAAGUUGCAAGUGCUCAAGCGCAAGGCAGAGGAGAGCAUCAACGACGAGUUGAGCGUUACCCAGAUCUGCAAGCGCAAGCUGGAGCACCUCAAGGGCAUCACACCCCCCAACAGUGUGACGGGCGACUUGUGGCAAGGAUCGGUUGAUCAGUGGAAGCGUAUUCGACUGGACCGACUAGUCAUCGAGCAUCUGCUGCGUAUGGGCUACUACGAGACCGCCGAAGAGUUGGCUGCCAGGUCGGAUGUUCGCCACCUAACCAACCUAGACAUAUUCCAGACGUCCCGCGAGGUGGAGGACGAUCUGGCCAGCCACAGCACAACCAAGUGCGUUCUCUGGUGCAUUGACAACAAGUCCAAGCUCCGCAAAAUCAACUCUACAAUUGAGUUCAGCCUGCGGGUCCAAGAAUUCAUCGAGCUGGUGCGUCAGAACCAGCGUUUUGAGGCGGUGAAACACUCGCGCCGCUACUUCCCCGCCUACGAGAAGACACAGCUGAACGAGAUCUGCCACGUAAUGGCCCUGCUGGCCUAUCCGGCUGAUGCCGAGGCGGAGCACUAUCGCAAGUAUAUGGACCCGCAGCGCUGGCAGCAGCUGGUGCUGGACUUCCGCCACGAGAACUACCGCCUCUUCCAGCUGUCCAGCACGUCCGUGUUUUCGGCGGCCGUGCAGGCGGGUCUGUCGGCAUUGAAGACGCCCCACUGCUACGCUCAGACCUGCCGCAACCUCAACUGCCCCGUCUGCCAGGAGGAUCUCAACCGCAUCGCCCUUAAGUUGCCAUACUCACACUGUGUCCAGAGCCGCCUCAUCUGCCGUGUGACGGGGCUGCCGCUCAACGAGCACAAUCAGCCGAUGAUGCUGCCAAACGGACAGAUUUUCGGGCAGAUGGCCCUACCGGACAUCACCAAAGACGACGGAACCGUGACCUGUCCGGUGACCAAUACCAAGUUCUCCAACCCCAAGAUCGAAAAGGUCUUUGUGAUGUAAGCGGCGGACAAUCGGUCCCCUCUCUUCCUCCCCAAACCUAUCAGCACUAAGUUAAGCAAGAAUCAACUCUAUUUUUGAACAUGUAACUCCAGAAUUAUGUCUAAUAUUAUUAUUACUAUUAUAAGCGACUUGGAGCGUCCGCAAACGCCCUCGAUUUGAAUUCCGAUUUCGAUAUAUCGGCGUUCGAAGCUGCUGCUGCGCAUGCGCAGGUCUAUUGAUUAGUCGACUCCGACUCCAGUCCGCAUCCACGGAUUGGGCAGAGCAGUCAGUGCGUCGAGGUUGAUUCACGCGAACGGCGUAAUUCGACCCUUUCUUCUCUGAAGUGGCACACUAUGCACACACACCUAACACCACUUAUAUUACAUUAAACUAAAGAUACAAAUAAAGGUUAAAUCAUACGA
Molecule: messenger RNA, 1652 nt
Organism: Drosophila serrata
Lineage: Eukaryota; Metazoa; Arthropoda; Insecta; Diptera; Drosophilidae
Gene: Kaz
Product: E3 ubiquitin-protein transferase Katazuke
Biological process (GO): proteasome-mediated ubiquitin-dependent protein catabolic process
Cellular component (GO): GID complex; cytoplasm; nucleus
Molecular function (GO): protein binding; ubiquitin protein ligase activity
Source: RefSeq, a predicted model, not a curated record